Daucus carota subsp. sativus is the source of this 1128-nucleotide messenger RNA. RefSeq lists its product as uncharacterized. Bases 1 to 1128 code for a protein of 375 amino acids. Lineage: Eukaryota; Viridiplantae; Streptophyta; Magnoliopsida; Apiales; Apiaceae. The transcript is spliced from 2 exons. The record is from RefSeq and is a predicted model, not a curated record.
AUGGAGCGCAUCGAGGAAGUCUAUUCGAGUGAUCAUAUCAUGGGUGACGGACCUAAGGAGAAGACCAUCUCUAGGCUUGAGUCAUUGAUCCAGGUGGCCACAUCCAGGUUGGAGAAGAUGCCAGUACACCGUGACCGGUCCAGCCAGCUCACUGUGCAGAUGAUAGCGGAUGAACUUAGGAGCAUGGUCAAGAUGCUGCGUGAGGACACGACCCCUAACAUCCCUAGGACCCGUGAGGAGAAUAUGGCACCUAAAAGAGCUCGAGGAAGACCCACUAAUAACCGAGAGAAUGAAGAAGGAAACCGAAACGCGAACCAGAACCUUGACAUAGCACAACUUCUAGAAUUGGUACGCCAACAAACAGCCACUAUUGCCCAACAACAACAACUUCUUCAACAAAUGCAACCACCACAACCACCUCCAGGAAAUGUCACCACUUUCAAAACCUUCCAAUCCGUAAAACCCCCGGAAUUCAAAGGAACUCAAGAUCCGGUUGCAGCUCAUGCUUGGUUAAAAGAGAUGGAGAAGGCUUUUGCCUUGACAAAUGUUGGAGAUAAUCAGAAGGUGGAGUAUGCUGCUUAUUUUCUUAAAGGAGAAUCGAACUAUUGGUGCGAAACAGCAAAAGCUUUAGAACCCGAAGGAAUUAUUACUUGGGACAGAUUUAAGAGAAUGUUUUUGGAUAAGUACUUUCCUCGCUAUAUGCAAACACAAAUGGAGAUGAAGUUCUUUGAAUUAAAACAAGAUAAUAUGACAGUUGGGGAGUAUGAGAAGAAGUUCACUGAACUAUCUAGAUUUAUGGGAGAGUAUGUUGAUUCUGAAGAGAAGAGAGCGAAGAGAUUUCAACAAGGACUAAAGCCGUGGUUGAGAAGUCGGGUGGCAGCUUUUGAAUUGACUACUUAUGCUGAAGUAGUUCAAAAAGCAAUGGUAAUUGAAGGCGAAAGUGAGCAGAAUCAGAAGGAGAAAGGCAACAAAAAGAGAAGAUUUGAAUCGGGAGAAGAAGGCACAAGUUACAAGGGCCAGAAUCAAAAAGUUAAUCAAAGGUUUAAACUUCAAAGUGGACCCGGAAACUUCAAGAAGAGAGAAUUUGGGAACAAGUCACAAGAAAACAGAUCUCAAUCGAGUGGAUAG